This is a messenger RNA of Sinocyclocheilus rhinocerous, 1564 nucleotides long. RefSeq names its product fibroblast growth factor receptor substrate 2-like. Lineage: Eukaryota; Metazoa; Chordata; Actinopteri; Cypriniformes; Cyprinidae. The record is from RefSeq and is a predicted model, not a curated record. Gene Ontology annotation, biological process: fibroblast growth factor receptor signaling pathway. Gene Ontology annotation, molecular function: fibroblast growth factor receptor binding; transmembrane receptor protein tyrosine kinase adaptor activity. Gene Ontology annotation, cellular component: cytoplasm; cell-cell junction. The coding region runs from base 482 to 1564 and encodes 360 amino acids. The transcript is spliced from 7 exons.
GAGAGUGAGAGCGGAGCUGCGCGAGCUUACAGUGAUUCUGCUCGAGCGCCUCCACUUUAUGCUGUUGCUCCACCAAAAUACCACAUUUAUUUCCAUAGAAAGCGCUGCGAAAACUGAUCAGACUUCGCAAUCAGCAUCGGAAUAACAUUUCAAAGCGUUUUCCCACCUUUCUCCCCGAUUUCUGGAUUGCGAGACAUGGAUAGAUGGAAAAGUUUGGCUGUUUUUGGUGUCUGUGAGGGAGUUCGAUACGAGCGAUGAGUCCUGUGAAGAGAUUUCACACAUCUGACUGGAAAAACACUCACUUACUGCGCUCAUCUGCACAAUUGGCCACUUAUUAAACUCAGCCAGUGGAGAUAUGACUAUAGAAGUGGCUCUCUGUCCCGCUGGAGGUGUGAUGUUGAUCUGUGACUCCGGUGUGUGUGGAGACGAGCAGAAUCAUUGAUGGCUGGAUGUAGGGGUCCGAUGGUGUGUUAAAGGCGCCAUGGGGAGCUGCUGUAGCUGUCCCGAUAAAGAGAUCAUCCCUGACAACCAUCACAACAAAUUCAAGGUGAUAAACGUGGAUGAUGACGGUAAUGAGCUGGGCUCGGGUGUGAUGGAGUUGACGGAGGAAGAGCUCAUUCUGCACACGCGCAAACGAGACGCCGUGAAGUGGCCCUACCUCUGCCUGCGUCGCUAUGGCUACGACUCCAACCUCUUCUCCUUCGAGAGCGGCCGGCGCUGCCAAACCGGCCAAGGGAUAUUUGCGUUCAAGUGCGCGCGGGCCGAGGAGAUCUUUAACAUGCUGCAGGACAUCAUGCACAACAACAGCAUCAGUGUGGUGGAGGAGCCGGUGCUGGAGCCCGAGCUUCCAGUGACACCUCACACUCCCACCACUCCUGGUUACUCUGUCCCGACGGUAGCCAAUGGGAUCGGUCGCUACCCGUCAUUCGGCGAUGCCUCCUCGCGGCCUUCCAGCCGUCACCCUUCAGUGGGCAGCACUCGCUUACCGUCAGUAGGGGAGGAGUCCACACACCCACUGCUGCUCAACGACGAGACGGUGCACACUUACGUCAACACGACGGGUCUACAAGAGGAGCGGCGCUCUCGCGGCUGUGGCCACGCCCCUCUCGAGCUCCGGACGUCCAAUCCAGAGACCGCAGCCCCAGCAUCGCCCAAUGAGCUAGAGCCACGCGUGCUUCUGGAGCCGGAGGCUGUGAAGUUUGUUUUAGGCCCCACGCCUAUCCAGAGACUGCUCCAGGAGAGACCACGAGAGCUGGGCGAGCAGGACACGGGAGCGGCGGGCCCAAGUACUGACGCCGCUUCUCCCACAAAAACUGUAAACGGCGGCACGGACUGCGACACGGGCUACGACAGCGAUGAGCGCAAGGAGACGCAGCAUGAGACUCAUAAUGGCGGAACCGGAGCGAGACGCAACAGACCUCCCAUUCCACUCCCAGACGCACCGCCGCCAUGUCCAGCCUGCAGAAAGCACAGCCGCGGGACGACGGCACAUCCAGGAAAACACGACACAACAGUACUGACCUGCCCAUGUGACCCAAUGUUUAUCUCUCCAAAACACGUCUAG